AUGUCAGGACGUGGUGCUGUGCUGAGCCGACUUCUGCUAUCUGGGCUCUCAGCCUCGUUUGCAUAUCAUUCUGAAACCUGCGUGAAAACUAUACCGUUCGCCUCAUUUCUCACAAGAACACUGCAUGCUUCAGCAAUGAAUCAAGCUCCGCCGCCAGUUAUCAUCAAGCCCAAGAAGAAUCAUACUUCAACGGUGAUUUUUCUGCACGGUCUAGGAGAUUCAGGUGAUGGUUGGGCUGAUGUGUUCGCCCACGAAAUCCGCAAUGACAAUACGAAGUAUAUUUGUCCUAGUAGUGCAUCACGACCAGUGACACUGAAUAUGGGCAUGAGAAUGCCAGCUUGGUUCGAUUUAUUUGGGCUAGAUGCUAGUGCCUCGCGAGGAUUCAGAUGGAAUAGCCCAGGCUACGCGACUUGUUCAUGGGAUGAUCGAUGCAGAGGUAGCAUGGCAACUGGCAUUCCAUCGGAGAAAAUCAUACUAGGAGGUUUUUCAAUGGGAGGAGCACUGGCUCUCUACGCUGGUCUCACUUAUCCACACAAACUCGCUGGAAUUGUUGGCCUGAGUUCGUUCCUCAUUCAGAGGGACAAACUACCAGGGAAUCAUACAACUAACAAGGAGACGCCUAUUUUUCUGGGACACGGUGCAAAUGAUUUCCUUGUGCCUCUAACGUUUGGCCAACUAACAGAGAGACUUCUCAAGGCUUUCAACCCAAAUGUGCAACUACACGUGUACAAUGGUAUGGCGCAUAGCAGUAGUCCGGAGGAGCUACGUGAUCUAAAGAAGUUCAUCAAUGAGCGAAUUAACUAG
This is a messenger RNA of Ostertagia ostertagi, 804 nucleotides long. The record is from the annotation of a GenBank genome assembly. NCBI's taxonomy places the organism in Eukaryota, Metazoa, Nematoda, Chromadorea, Rhabditida, Trichostrongylidae.